AUGUCGAAAAUCAACAACCUUGAGUUUGCUGCCCUCAAUCUCUCCGGAGAUAAUUACCUCCAAUGGGCACUUGAUACCAAAAUUCUCUUGAGGUCUAAAAAUCUUGGUGAUACUAUCACUGAAGGCACCGAGCCAUCGGUUAAGAAUAAAUACAUGGCCAUUGUUAUCAUUCGCCAUCAUUUGGCUGAAGGUCUUAAGGAUCAGUACCUCACUAUUGAGGAUCCUCUGGAACUUUGGACAGAGUUGAAAAACAGAUAUGAUCAUCAGAAAACUGUGAUCCUGCCAAAGGCCCUUUAUGAUUGGAGGAACCUUAGAAUCCAAGACUAUAAGUCUGUGGAAGAGUAUAACUCGGCUAUGUUCAAGAUAGUCUCCAAGUUGAAAUUGUGUGGGGAGACUAUCACUGAUGCUGAUAUGCUGGAGAAAACAUUCUCCACAUUCCACACCAGCAAUAUGUUGCUUCAGCAACAGUACCGAGAAAAGGGUUUCUCCACUUAUGCUGCCUUAAUCUCUUGUUUGUUGCUUGCUGAACAGAACAAUGAGUUGCUCAUGAUGAACAGUGAGCUAAGGCCACCUGGUGCUAAAGCAUUGCCUGAGGCACAUGCGGCCAUAGAGCCAAAAGAUGAGACUCCAAGAGAGUCAUACCGCGGUCGUGUGAGAGGCCGUGGAAGAUGGCAAGGAAGUAACCGUGGGUUUCAGCCACGAGGACGUGGAUUCCAACCACGAGACCAUCUUGGUCCUAGCCGAGGCCGAGGCUAUAGCCGAGGUCAUCAAGCUAGCCGUGGGUAUAAGUCCAACUUCAAAACCCAUGGCUCGACCAAAGCUCCUUGCUAUCGUUGUGGGAUGACCAAUCAUUGGGCUAACCGAUGCAACACUCCCCACCAUCUUGUUAAGCUCUACCAGGAGAGCAUGAAGGGAAAGAACCCUGUGGCAAAUUGGGUCCAUCAUGAUGAUGAGAAUGAUUUAGACCAUGAGAAUGAUCAAGCCAACCAUGAGAAUGAUCAAGCCGAGUAUGAGACUUCGGAUCUCCUUAAAAGUGGCUGA
Molecule: messenger RNA, 1041 nt
Organism: Raphanus sativus (radish)
Lineage: Eukaryota; Viridiplantae; Streptophyta; Magnoliopsida; Brassicales; Brassicaceae
Exons: 1
Coding region: 1-1041 (346 amino acids)
Molecular function (GO): nucleic acid binding; zinc ion binding
Source: RefSeq, a predicted model, not a curated record